GUGUGUGUGAGAGAGAGAGAGAGAGAGUGAGUGUGUGUGUGUGUGUGUGAGAGAGAGAGAGAGUGUGUGUGUGUGUGAGAGAGAGAGAGAGAGAGAGAGAAAUACAGGAGAGGGUUCAGUGUUCUCCUGAAGAGCCCUGCUGUGUUUCUCAGGACUGGGAAUCUACUUCCUUCUUUUCUUCUGCAGACUGUAGGAAGCUCUUUGUUCCAAUCCGCCGGUGAAUCUCUGCAGCUGGAGAACAUGGAGCUGCUCCUGGGGAGAAGGUCUCUGUGUGCUCUCCUGGGUGUGUGCGCGCUGUGGAGGAUCUGCUGUGCGUCUCAAACUCAUCAUCACAACCAGCUGAAAGUGCAGCAAGACACAAGCGUCAUCGACAUUCUGGAACUUCUGAGCACACACCCAUCUCAAGGAAUCACCAAGGUCAAAGGUCACUACCCCGGCAUGACCACCUGGCGUUUUCGCUGCCACACACCUCACCUGACCCUCCCCCUGGAUGUGUAUCAGCGCUUUGUGAGGGCGUGGCAUGGCUCGCUGAGCUUGCACCUGGUUGGUCAGCAUGUGGGAGGUUCGGCGGUGACGGUGCUAUCUCUGAGCGCUCCGGGGAACACACCGCUCUUGCGCAUCAUCUCCAACACGCAGGAGGAUUUUCUCCAGCUGGAGAUCCGUACACAACCCAACACAAAACCCGAGGUGCUCAGAAUCCCUGGGGGAAACCCCUUCUCAGGAGGGAGGUGGGCGAGGGUGGUGCUGAGCAUGGCUCCUGGGUGGGUGUGGCUGUUCCAGGAGUGUAAAGAGGUCACAGUAAUGAAGCUUACACACCAGGGACAACCUUUGACCCUCAAUCUCCCUCCUCAUGACCUCCAGGUGACCUUAGCAAGCAGCAGGGCAGAUGACAAAGCCAGCAAAUUUAGCGGUUACCUGCAGACUGCACAGAUCUCGACUGAACCCUAUGCGAGACGCCCGUGGCACUGCAACAGCAUUAACGACUCCACCCCUCUUCCCCGCACCCCCAACAACACUGUGGAAUUGGUGCAGGAGGUACAGGACCUGCCGGAGCACAUGGUCGUCUCAGUGCUCGGGCCCCCGGCGACUCCACGCGGCAGGAGAGCUCGCAGCGAACAGAAACUGCGAGUCAAGGACGAGGAGACGCUGCACAAUAUCACCGUCAUGCUGGUCAUGCUGAAACAACAGAAUGAGGACCUGCAGGCUCGUGUACAGUAUUUGGAGUCCUGUGAAUGUGUGAGGAAAACCUGUACCUGGCAGAACCAUAAGAUGGAGGCGGGAUCUCACUGGAAGGUUGACAGCCGCACCAAGUGUUCCUGCACCUCCGGGGAAGUCCGGUGUGAAACUUCAAACAGUGAGAAACCGCCUGGAGAGCUCUCUAAGAUGUGGGUGGAGCACAGAGGACGGCAGGACAAAGCUUCAGGAUGUGUGUAUGACAGAGAGGUGUAUGAAGAUAAAGAAGUGUUUGUACCCAGAAGUAAUCAGUGUCUCAACUGCGCCUGCUCUGAUAGUGUGGUGAGAUGUCGCCCAAAACGCUGCCCCCCACCACCAUGUGCUAAUCCUUAUGUAAGACCUGGACAGUGCUGUCCAAGCUGCUCAGUGUGUGGUGAAGACAACCGAAUCCACAACGUCUCGUACAGCACCGUUGAUGGCUGUCAGACCUGCACCUGUAGGAAUGGUGGUAUGUCGUGUACUGAUGUACAGAAAUGUCCUCAGUCGUGUCCGAAUGGAGUGAAGCCUCCGUUUGGUUCGUGCUGUCGCGACUGUUCUCGCUGUGAAUAUCGGGACAAGGUCAUUCUCAACGGAGUCUCUUUUCAAGAUCCUGACGAUCCCUGUAAACGCUGCGUGUGCUCCGAUGGAUGUGUUGAAUGUUCCAGAGAGAACUGUAACACCCCGUGUAGGAACCCGACACGCACUCCAGGAACCUGCUGUCCUUCCUGUAACCGUUGUGCCCAGAACGGACAGAAUUUCCUAAACGGUGACCCGGUUCCAAGUAGAAAUAGAUGUGAGCAGUGUGUGUGUGAGAAUGGAAAUAUUAAUUGUGAGCCCCUCCCCUGCCCCGCCCAACAAUGCCGUCAUCCAAUCAAGAGAGACGGAGAAUGUUGUCCAAGGUGUGCACAGUGUAAUUAUGAGUCGGAGGUGUAUUCAGAUGGACAGCGGUUUACCUCCAGAGAGAAUCCCUGCAUGGACUGUCAGUGUUUAGCUGGAAAGGUUGUGUGUGAAAGUAAAGAAUCGAUGUGUCCCCCUCCACCCUGUUCACACCCCACUAGACAGCCUGACACCUGCUGCCCUACAUGCAACAACUGUGUUGUUCAGAACCAUGUGUAUGUCAAUGGCGAGACGUUUAUGAACCCUGAGAACCGGUGUGAGGAGUGUGUGUGUCAGGGGGGACAAGUGAAUUGUCGUCAGGAGUGCCCCAGAGCCAAAUGUCAUUAUCCCGUCACUGGGACCUGCUGCCAGAACAACUGCAACGGGUGCAGCUACGCAGGUAAAGAUUACCCCAACGGGGUGGAGUUUCCUCAUCCGACCGACUCGUGCAGGGGAUGUCACUGCCUCAAUGGUAAUGUGCAGUGUAGGAGGAGUCGAUGUCCUGUACAGUGCAGUAAACCCAUAAUAACCCAAGGACAGUGCUGUCCUCAAUGUCCAGUGCCCCCUGCUGACUGCGUUUAUGAACAACAAUCAUACAAACACAUGCAGCGCUUUUAUCAUCCCAAAACUAACUGCCAGCUCUGCUUGUGCACCAACGGGACGGUGAGCUGUCACCAUAAGCCCUGCCCCUCCGCCCCCUGCGCCCACCCUGUUCAGCAGGAGUGCUGUCCCAUGUGUGAUGGAUGUUUGUAUAACAGUGUGAAAUAUGCUAACGGAGAGAGGUUCCCGAACGUGUUGAACCGCUGUGGGGAGUGUGUGUGUCGUGAAGGCAUGGUGACCUGCAAGAGAAAACAAUGUCCCCCGACCACAUGUCCAUUCCCCAUACAGAGAGAGUGCUGUCAGAGCUGCAACGGUUGUUCUUACCAAGGAAAAGUUUAUAAUGAUGGUGAAGAAUUUGUGCCAUCUAAUGCAGAGUGUGAGGCGUGUACAUGUUCUAAAGGUGAAGUGAGAUGUUCUCUUAAGUCUUGCCCCAAGGUCUCAUGUCCUCACCCCGCCACAAACGGUUGUGGAUGUACUGAUUGUAACCACUGCAGGUUUCACGGGCAUGAGUAUGUGAACGGAGAACGUUUUACUGAUCCUGAAGACAGCUGCAAGAGCUGCACCUGCCUGAAUGGUGAAGUGUCGUGUUCAUCUGCGUUGUGUGAGAAGGUGUCGUGCAGGAGGCCAGUGACACCCCCGGGGUCGUGUUGUCCUGUGUGUACAGGUGUGUGUGAAUACAUGGGGCAGAAGUAUGAUAACGGCGCCACCUUCACCCCCCUGAAUGACCGCUGUUUAAUCUGCACCUGUCUGAAUGGUGAAGUGUCGUGUACAUCUGCGUUGUGUGAGAAGGUGUCGUGCAGGAGGCCAGUGACACCCCCGGGGUCGUGUUGUCCUGUGUGUACAGGUGUGUGUGAAUACAUGGGGCAGAAGUAUGACAAUGGCACCACCUUCACCCCCCCGAAUGACCGCUGUUUAAUCUGCACCUGUCUGAAUGAACAUGUGUCAUGUCAGAGGAAGCCGUGUCUUCAGCAGUGCACACACCCUGCACUCUCCUCAGAAUGCUGCUCCGUGUGUGACACGUGUUUGUAUGAAGACGUGCAGUACGCACACGCGCAGACGUUCACGCCGCUCUCUAAUCCGUGUCUGCGCUGCGUGUGUGAGAGCGGGAGCGUCAGCUGUACGCAAGUCACCUGUCCUGUGAACACGUGUCAUAAUCCAGUCACUCCUCAAGGACAGUGCUGCCCCCAGUGCAGAGGGUGUGUGCAUAACGGGGUUAAGUACAGCGAGGGACAGAUAUUUCGUCCUCAGAGUAACCACUGUUCUCAGUGUGUCUGCCAGGAUGGUGAGGUGAUAUGUGCAGCAUCUCAGUGUACGCUGUUAAAAUGCACACACCAGGUUACUGAUCCAGGUUCCUGCUGCCCAAGAUGCCGAGGGUGUGUGUAUGAUGGAGUCGAACACUCUGAGAGCAGUACCUGGUUCGCCUCCUCUGCUCCCUGUAUGUCCUGCAUGUGUGUGGACGGAGUCACCACUUGCUCAGAGAUCCAGUGUCUCUCUCCCUGCAACAACCAGAUAAGUGUUCCUGGGGAGUGUUGUCCUCUGUGUGCAGACUGCAUUUAUGAAGGUCGUGUGUAUGGACCAGGGGAGAACUUCCAUCCAUCAGAUGAUCCCUGUAAGAUCUGCACAUGUGAGGUGAUGCCAGACGGACAGCAGCACCUGCGCUGUUACAGGAAGCAGUGUCCCAGUCUGGUGGACUGUCCCAAAAACAUCAUCACGUUCAACGGUUCUGACUCCUGCUGUCCAGUGUGUGCACAGCCUCUCAGCAUCUGCACAGAAGCACUGAUGGGAAAUGAAGUUCUCGCUACAGACGACCCCUGUUUCACCUGCCAGUGCAAGGAUCUAACAUGGACGUGCGUCCAUAAAUCCUGUCCCUCACUCAGCUGUCCUCCAACUGAACAGUCCACACCACCCGACUCCUGCUGUCCUGUUUGUGAUGUGUGCGUGGUGGAGGGAGGGAGACGGCGUGUGAACAAUGGGGAGAGCUGGACUGAUAGUGAAGACGAGUGUGUCACCUGUUCAUGCAAGUUGGGACAUGUAGAGUGUAAUAUAGAGGAAUGUGCUCCACUUGUGUGUGAGGUCGGACUCGUGAAGGUCAAAAGCCCUGGAAAGUGCUGUUAUGAAUGUCAAGAUACCAGGGCUCAGUGUGUGUAUGAGGGUCAGGUUUAUGAUUCUAAUGAACACUGGGAGGUGGAUGAAUGCACUUCCUGCAUGUGUGUGUCUGGAGACGUGCACUGCCAAACCAAGAGAUGUCCAGCAGUGUCCUGUGCUUCUGAUGAAACUCCGUUUGUGAUUCCCGGGAUGUGUUGUCCACGCUGUAUCCCGCGCCCUGCUACCUGCAUCGUGUUCGGAGAUCCUCACUAUCGCACGUUUGAUGGAAAGAUGGUGAACUUUCAGGGGACGUGUACCUACGUUUUGGCGCAGGAUUGUGAGGGCGGAGACUUCAGUGUUUAUGUGACGAAUGAUGAUCGUGGCCGUACGGGCGUGUCCUGGACUAAAGAGGUGACGGUGUACAUCAGGGACAUUGUGAUCCAGCUGCUGCAGGACUGGGUGGUGAAGGUUGAUCAUCAGACCAUCACGCUGCCGUUUCUCAAAGAGCCGUAUGUUUAUCUGGAGCGCAAAUCCAACACCAUCCUCCUCAACACCAACACUGGCGUGAAGGUACUGUGGAACGGACGUUCUCACCUGGAGGUCAGUGUUCCAGGCACGUAUAAGAAGCACAUGUGUGGUCUGUGUGGAAACUUCAACAACCAUCCUCAGGAUGACAUGCAGCUGCGUAACGGACAGACCACCAUGUCAGAGGCAGCGUUCGGAAACAGCUGGAAGGUGGUCAGCGGGAGGAACACGAGCGCUCACUGCUCGGACGCGAGGAACAUCGACCCGUGUAAAAAGGCUGGAUAUUCCUUCCAUAAGACGGCGAACAGUCGCUGUGCGGUCCUAAAGUCCGCCGUGUUUGAGCGCUGUCACAGAGUGGUUCCUCCAGAGAUGUUCUUCGCUUCAUGUGUGUAUGAUCUGUGCGCCUGCGCAGCCAAAGCAGACGAGUGUUUGUGUGACGUUCUGGAGGCGUACGCUUCUGAGUGCCGCGAGGCCGGAGUCGUCUUACAGUGGAGAUCAGCUUCCCUCUGUGCUGUGGGCUGUCCUGUGGAUCGUGGUUAUGUUUUUGAUGAAUGCGGUCCUCCGUGUCCAAAAACCUGCUUCAACAAGGACGUGCCGCUGGGCGUGAUCGAGGCCCACUGCUUUAAACCCUGUGUUCCAGGCUGCCAGUGUCCCGCCGGACUGGUGGAACACGAAUCCCACUGCAUUUCCCCAGACAAAUGUCCCAAAAUCAUCCACGGAAACCCCUGAGUUCCUCAGAUCUCCUGUAAAUCCACCAGAACUAAAUCUGCACUCAGGCCACCAUUAUUACUCUAAAACUCAAGGUUUAUCUUUACACUGUGUAUUUGUUGCAUUAUGGGAAUUCUGUAUCUGCUGUGGUUUAUGGUUCAGACAUUGCUGCUGGAUGUGGACAUUUUCUUCAACCUGGUGUUCACCAUAUGAAUUAAAGCGGCAGUGUGUAGUCUUUAGCACCAUCCCCUUCCCCCAGGCUGACUCCACCCAUACUGUCUAAACUACCAACAUGUUGUAAGUUGAAAAUUUUCAGAAAACGUGUGCUGUAGGUUUGUUAUUAUUGUGGGUGGGGCUAAUUUCAGGGCUAGAAAUUGGAAUUUCAAGAUUAGUAACCAAAGUAUCAUUAGAAUUGAUUAGUUAUUGCAGAUGUAGGAACACUUCAGUGUUACACACUGCACCUUUAAAGCCACGUUUUAAGUCAGUCCAACAUAAUAUGUUACGAUUAGUUUAAAGUUAAAGCGGUGUGUAAUUUGAGAGUUUAAUGGAUAGUCUGAAAAUCUACAUGUAGCUAGUAUAAAUAACGACAGACAGACACAGACAGACAAACAAACAACUAACCAGCCAAACGAGCUACAUCUUACAUUUCAGAGUCACACAGAUUUUGCAGCUCGGCUUUAUCUUUCAUUUUAGCGUUACAGAUUUGUGUCCGGUCACAAAAAACAAAUCCGAAUGGACGUCUCUCUUUCUUCUGGGGUUUAAACUGUAAAAUUAUCAAUCAAUCAUAGCAACACACUCAUUAGCUGCUAAUGUAACGAGCAUUUAAAAAACACAGCAACAUGAAUUAAUGUGUUUUUACAGUCAGAGCACAUAUUAAUGAACAGGUGGAAGUUUUGAGGUGUGACGUAAAGCUGUCGAGAAUCUUUCACUGUGUUCCUCAGUGACCAUUUACACUCAGGCUACGAUCAGAGGCAGAAAACACUUUACUUAUCAUUUCAGUGAGUUUGUAUUAAAAACUGAUUAAAAUUUUACUUUUUUUCUUAUUUACAUUUUUUAUAAAAGGAAAAUCAUGUUUUAUUUCUUACAUUUUAUUUAGACUUUUCAUGUUGUGGUUACAAACCUUAAAGAUCUUAGUUUAUAUAAAUAUAUUCCUUUUGUGUAGCUAGCAGUAUAGUUCACAUUUCUGUGCAUUUUAACUUUUUGUUAUUAAUUAUUAUAUAUAAAAUAUCCAACCAACAUCACACUGUGAAAGUUAUAUCAGUUUAAUUCACUUUUCAUACAUUAAAGUUACUGAAAAAUAAAUUAGAUUUAAUUAGAAAACAAGAACGAAUUCAAACUUCAGAUAAUAAAGAACGUCGCACCAAAAGGAAUGUAGCUCCACCCUUAACUCCGCCCCAAUCCUAUCCUUAAAGUGCAUAUCCUGGACCAAUUUCGUGGGUUUUUUUUUUAUAUGAAAGUCUGUCCCUUUACACACUCAUCCAGAAGGGUAAUUUUGCACAAGGCCAUCUGUCUACAGCAGAAAAAAAUUAAAUAACAAAACACGUCUGGAAAAAUCCCAAGGGAGUCUGGAGCCGGAUUCGUGACGUCACCUGCGGAAGCGCCAGCAGGCUGUGCGAGCUUGCACGGUUUCAGUGCACAGCCUGUGUAGACCAAGUUUAGCAGCGAGCGAUUUUGCAUUGAAAUAUGGAAUUGCCACCUGAGCGCAAUGUUACUUCACCUUUGGAUGAAGAAUGUAAUGUUGCUACACCCUCCUACAAUACAUCUGUUAACCAUUUUAAUAAUUACGCGAUAAUGUUGAAGAAAUUUGCAGAAAACCACCAGGUCAUUUUCUCAUAAACAAACCAGCGCUGACGUAGGAUUCAGAGGGAGGCGUCCCGCACACAACGUCACGAAAAUCAAUGUUUCCCGGGAAAUCCAAACCCCAAGUUUUUUCAGAGGCGGACCAAUUCACCUCAAGUGGCUUGAUUGCAACUGAAUUUUUCUGGUAUUGUGCAAGGUAAAAAAAAAUUGCACAAAAUGCAAAAUGUGACAGAUAUUUGACCAAAGUUUAAUAUAAAAUAGGCGAAUUACUGUACAUUGAUCUUGCUCCUGAAUUUACCCAUGAUAUGCACUUUAACCUCAACCUUUAUAACCGAUCACGUAGUGUGAAAAUGUUAAAUACAGAGAGUUGAACUAUUAAAGAAACUACUUUUUUUUUACUUUUAUGUACUUUUUUUAUAUAAAUGUUUUGACAGUUUUAUUUUAUAAAAUAUUUACAACCUACUGUUACUUUUAGUUGUUUUUUUUUUACACAAAAAAACUCAGUGAAUAUUUUCAUUUUGCUCUCAUUUUCCCACUGCUGUUUGUCUGUAAUCAAAACUUAAAAUGUUUUAAAGCUUUAAAGUUCAAAAACAUAAAAACAUCCAAAAGUGUUUCUGGUGCUAUUUCUGAUAAAGUCAGUUUAUAUUUACAGUGUUACAGGAUGGUUUUCUCUGAUAAAACACUUUUUUUUUAUUAAAAACUGUUAUAAAUAUCACAGUGUGAUUGCAGUAGAAACAGAGCACAAUAUAUUGUUCAUAACCACUAUUUUUGCUUAUUAUAAUCAUCUUUAUUUUAUUUUACUUUUAUUCAUGGACAUUUCCUUUUCUGAAAAUUUUACAGGGACUUUUACUGACUGCACAUUUUUACUACUGUACUGGUGAAUAUUGUGGUGAACGUGGGGGACGUCACGGCCUAAAGGUCAGAGAAGCAGCUUUGGGAACAAAAGGCCACAAAUAAAAACAUUUUAAAAAUAUAUUCUGAGUUUAUCACUGUUCUGUCUUUAAGUUCCAAUGUUUGUCACAUUAUUAAUCGCAUUUAAUCAACUUUUUUUAUGAUUUGUUAGAAGCUGAUUACAGUGUUACUGUAUAUCUGUGUGUGUAUCUGGUUAAAAUGUGCAGGUGUUGAGCCUGUCAGACAAAUAAUAAAAAAUAAACAUCACCUUUUUAAAUUCA
This is a messenger RNA of Neoarius graeffei (lesser salmon catfish), 8978 nucleotides long. RefSeq names its product kielin cysteine rich BMP regulator (gene kcp). Gene Ontology annotation, molecular function: protein binding. The transcript is spliced from 40 exons. Lineage: Eukaryota; Metazoa; Chordata; Actinopteri; Siluriformes; Ariidae. The record is from RefSeq and is a predicted model, not a curated record. The coding region runs from base 241 to 6027 and encodes 1928 amino acids.